UUAGAGAUUGUAAUGAAUUAGGGUGACAUUAGGGGACCUCAAGCUGCGGUUAAUCCUGAACAUGGUGUCUCCUCUGAAAACACUGUGCUAUAUCAUCAUAGUUUUAAUUGUCAUGGAUCUUUAGCAUAUUUAAAUAAAAUCUUUUCCGUUUCUAAAUAUUGAUUUAAAUAGAAUUAGCACAUGAAAACCGUUCAACCCAAUAACACAGAUCAAUAUGGCUGAGGGUUUUUAAAUGUCUCUGGCACUUUAAAUUGGGCCUUUAGAGUUGUAACGAGCUAAAUCUUGUUUCCAAUGGUAGUGGCAUUGUGUAUAGAAACUCGAUAGAAUUCGGGCCAGCACUACUGUAUUGAAGCCUUCUCUGUAUAUAGAUAAAGAAUCACCUUGUUUAUGAGGGGAUAUACUGAGCUGCCCCAUCUUAGGCCAGUUAUGGAAAUUUUAUGAUAUAUGUGGAGUAAACAAAUGGAUAGACAUGCUACCUUAAGUUGAACACAAGUAACAGGAAAAUCCACAGAACAUGCAAAAUCCGGACACCAAGGAUGCACCAGCAGAAAACAAAACUGAGGGUGCCACUGGUACAGACCCAGGUAAACCUGACACCACUAAGAAGGAAGCCACUGUCAGUAAACUGGAGGCCACAAACUCAGAUAAAACUGACAGUCAGACGGUCAAACAUGACAGUGGACUGAACCCAACCAAACCAGAUACGGCCAAAGACAAACCGGACACCACCAAAGACAAACCGGACACCACCAAAGACAAACCAGCUGAUACCAUAAAAGAAAAACCGGAUACCAAUAAAGAUAGCACCACCAAGGAAACCAAAGAGGAGGCAUCAAAAGAAAAGAUAAAGAAUGGGAAAAAGUCCCCCCAUGUCCGCUCUACCAGGCUCCCCGCCUGUAGCCUCCCCGUUAACAUGCAGCCGACAUUUUACGUGGGUGGAGGAAACGGUGUGUCACUAGUGGAGGCCCCACUACUCAAUCUUGGAUGGAAGCGGACCAAUGACAAAUAUGAUGAGCGUUUUAGACUGAAGUGGGUGGAGUGCAAGACUAGAAUCAAUUACAGUGCUUUCAAAGAAGGUGAACAGUUGGUUAAUCACAUCCCUAAUGGAAACCUUCUGACUAAUAAACUGGGACUUCUCAACAGUCUCCAGGAGUAUGAAAGAGUUACCAUGAGUACCAAAGGUCGACCUCCCAGGUUACGCUUCACUGACUUUGUUCCCGAGACCUACAGAUUUGAUGAAAAGCAUGACCGAGAAGUGUUCUUGGAACGGUAUAAAGACCCGGAGCUUUGGAUCUGUAAGCCCACAGGUAUGAAUCAGGGGAAAGGAAUCUUUAUCAUUAGGAGUCGGGAGGAGGUUAACAAAUUGAUAGAGGAGCGCGAGCAGAGGAGGGAACAGCUGGCCAAGUCCUCAAAAACCAUGAUGACCCGCAUUGUACAAAAGUAUAUAACCAAUCCAUUGCUUCUAACUGAGAGGAAGUUUGACAUCCGUGCAUACAUGUUGAUUGCCAGUACAACCCCUUAUUUGGUGCUAUAUCACAAAGGCUAUGUGAGACUGUGUUGUAACAAAUACAAUGAAGAUUCCAAAGAGUUGUCUACACACCUAACUAACCAGUUUGUGCAGAAAAAGGACCCUAAUUACAAAGACAUUAAAGAAGAUACAGCUUGGAGCAUGGACAAGUUUAAUCAGUAUAUUAAUGAGAACAUAGCCCCACACAAAGAGCUGGAACAGGACUGGGUCUACAACACACUCACUAAACAAAUGCAGAAGAUCAUGAUCCACUGCUUUAACAGUGUUAAACACAAACUCCAGUCCAGGGUUGGAUUCUUCGACCUUUUUGGACUGGACUUUAUGGUGGAUACAGACUUCAAAAUUUACCUGAUAGAGAUCAAUGUGAACCCGGCUCUCCACUGUAAUUGUGAGGCACUGAAGGAGGUGAUUCCAGGGGUGGUGGAGGAGACACUCUUUGUGGCCAUUGAAUGCUUUGAAAAAACACGCAAAAACCAGCAACUACUGCCUUUGAAUUCAUUAAGAGGUUUUUCUAUACUUUACUGUGGUUCUAGGCCAUACAAUAUGCCUUCCAGGCCUAGCCGCAGUGUUUCACCCACGAAAGACAACACACCACAAGAAAAGCGUGCUUCCAUUCCAAACACUGCUGUUCCUACUGCACCACGAUCUCUCCACCGGUUGAGCACCACCAGUACUCCGGUUGUGUCUGCUCCACCGGUUGUGUCUGCUCCUAAACCAACACUAACAACUGAAAAGUCAUCCACUGACAAAAACAGUGAAAAAGACUCCACUAUUAAAAAGCAGCCAGUUGUGACUGAUGUUCACAGGGUCUCUAACCCCAAUGCCAAGCUAUCGGAUAUGGUCUCAUUUUCUUCCACUACCCUGCUGGCAGAGGCUGGAAAUCUAUUAGGCCAGACCUCCAAUAAACUGGAUGAGUCAGCAACAUUGAAAACGAGCCAUGGUGAUGAGAAACAAACAGAAGAGGAUGAAAAACUGAAAAAGGAGGAUAGUAACUUGAAGGAAAAGGCACAGUCUGUAGCAAAGAGCUCAGAAGGUGUGGUACUGAACCUUUCUCCUCUUGAAAAACAAAAGUCAACAAUGGCUGAGGAGAAGUCAAGUGUUGCUGACUCUCUAGUCAGUUCUACCACCAAGACCACCACAACCACUUCUACCAGCAAAGCAAAACCAUUUGUCGGCCGGUUGUCUGGUAACACCACUUCUGUACCUGCUACCUCCUCUGUGACUUCCAUCCCAAAAUCCAGUCCUGGUGACACCAACUCUUCAGCAACCACCUCAAAGCCAGGACUGACUGAAAUCACACCGAAACCAGCACAUCCGUACGUUAUAAUGACUAGCACUACCAGCACAAACCCCAUACCAACUAAAAAUGUAUCAAAUUUUCCUCUUAUUACAAACAAUGGAAAUAGAAGUGCUCGCCAUAAUUCAAACACUCAAUCUCUUCGCUCAUCCAAAGAGACCAGUGGUAAACUUUCGAUUUCUGGAGGCUUGAGUUCAAAUCCUUAUAAUCUCACUAGCUCAUUAGGGAAAACUCAAGGCUCUGCAGUGUAUCUCAACACAGCCACUACUAGAUCUCUUAAUGUGACAGGAUCUAAUGCGUUAUCUACCGCAAAUUCACAUGCAAGCUCAAACAGUGCCAAACUAAUGACUGUCCCCUCUGUUACAAUAUCAGAACCUGGCCCUAAAACAAUAGCAACUCUGACUCUAACCAGCUCUAGAAGUGGAUUCAUGGGAAGAAAUGAGGUCAAGUCUGCCGUCCGACGAAGCAGGGAUAGGGACAAACCGGACAGGGGGAAUUGACUACUACGCUAUUCCAAGUACAGCUGGGGGUGACAUCUGGUGGGAGAAUUAAACAAGGGAAACAACCUAGUCUGUCUCAACAGUCAAUGUACAAAGUAUCUGUGAUAUUAUGACACAGGGUACCUAAGGGCUUAAAAGGUCUUAAUGUUAAUCACUUGAAAUGUACCCACACAAGCUUAAGUGCAGCACUUUAAAUUUUUUAAUGAAUGUAUUUUCUAAGAGCAGGGAUAUUCAUAUUAGUAGUAGAAUAUGAAUCAAAUCAACUCAUCUGCUAGCUUUAUCAUUUUUUUAAUAGAACAGAACUAUUUUUUUCACUAAUAUUUAUUGCAUUGUACCAACAUUAGUAUUAAGAUACAGGUACUCAUAAAAUCUAU
Molecule: messenger RNA, 3699 nt
Organism: Saccostrea cuccullata (small rock oyster)
Lineage: Eukaryota; Metazoa; Mollusca; Bivalvia; Ostreida; Ostreidae
Product: protein polyglycylase TTLL10-like
Exons: 10
Coding region: 515-3325 (936 amino acids)
Biological process (GO): protein polyglycylation
Molecular function (GO): protein-glycine ligase activity, elongating
Source: RefSeq, a predicted model, not a curated record